Drosophila elegans is the source of this 1836-nucleotide messenger RNA. RefSeq names its product vanin-like protein 1. NCBI's taxonomy places the organism in Eukaryota, Metazoa, Arthropoda, Insecta, Diptera, Drosophilidae. The record is from RefSeq and is a predicted model, not a curated record. Gene Ontology annotation, molecular function: hydrolase activity, acting on carbon-nitrogen (but not peptide) bonds, in linear amides. The transcript is spliced from 2 exons. Bases 50 to 1699 code for a protein of 549 amino acids.
GGCCAAGAUCACAGUGGCUUGGCAGUUGGAUUUUAGUCACGGUCCCGCCAUGAAGGCCAUUCAAUUGUGUUUUUUGCUCCUAAUUGUGUUUUUCACUAGCUCUCAACAGCUUUCGAAGCCUGGUGAUCCCACUUAUUGGGCAGCGGUGGUGGAACACAAAGAGCUGGAGGGCGAUAAUGCCAGGGAUCGUACCACUUUCGCAUCGGAAUCCUUCCAGCAGAUCAUCAAAGAUGCCGGCGAUGUGGACAUCAUUGUGUUCCCCGAGCAUAUCCUCAACGAUCGGAGCACAGCCACCUUUGUGCCCCACGAAUCCGAGAAUGUGACGCCCUGCUAUCAGACGGACUACGAGCUCUUCCUCAUCGAACUGUCGUGCUCGGCGCGAUCCAAUGCCGUCUAUGUGGUCAUUAAUCUGGUGGAGAAGGAACUCUGCGCCAACGGAGCUGGCUCCGAUACCUUCAAUCCAUGUCCUGCGUCGGGAGUGCUGUACUUCAACACGAACGUGGUGUUCGAUCGCAGGGGCAGAGUGAUCUCGCGAUACCGGAAGACCCAUCUGUGGCGACACGAGUAUGUGAACACAGCGGUGCUCCGCUCCCCCGAUAUAGCCACAUUUACCACUGAUUUUGGGGUAACCUUUGGCCAUUUCAUCUGCUUCGAUAUGUUGUUCUACGAGCCGGCUGUGAAAUUGGUCAGGGAGCUGAACAUCACCGAUAUCGUGUAUCCCACCUAUUGGUUUUCGGAACUGCCAUUUCUGGGCGCCAUUCAACUGCAAGAGGGCUGGGCCUUUGGCAACGAUGUCAAUCUGCUGGCCGCCGAUGCCAGUGCGCCCAGUGGACGGACGACAGGAUCGGGGAUAUAUGCCGGUCGAGGUGGCAGACUGAUCGCGGAGAUUUUCGAGGAGCCAACCACGAAACUACUGAUUGCGGAGGUGCCGAAGAAGGAGCAUGGUCAACUGGUACCCAGUUUUACGCCUCUGUUCACGCCCCAAUUGAAAACCGCCCGAGUGACGGGAGUGGCCACCUACAAGGACUACAAUGUGGAUAUCUUCGAAAGUGAGCUGCUCGAGGAGAAUUUCCUCAGUUUGGAGCGUACUCUGUGCCACGGCAGCUUCUGUUGCACCUUUGCCAUCGCACGGAAGUUGACGGAGUCCAGCGAGGACAUCGCCAUUGGGGCCAAAGCCUAUCGCUAUAGAAUAGCCGCCUAUUGGGGCAAUGAGACCACGGUCAUUCGAGUGGAUCGCAGCGAGCAGGCCACUUGUGCUCUGUUCGCCUGCACCAAUGAGCAUCUCUCCAGUUGUGGCUACAUAUUCCCCAAAUUCGAAGAUGUCAUCAAUAGGCAUCACUUCACUAAGCUAAAUAUUUCUGCCAAUUUUCCAGCUGCUCCACGUGGCCGUCGGUUAAUAAUGCCCAGCACAUUGAAUGCUCAAUUCCUGCCCGUUGCUGUAUCGGAAUUCGAUUGGACGGAAUCACCCGAGGCGUCCGCAAAUCCCGAUAAACCCGUUUUUGUAAAUUUAAACCUAUUGAAGCAGCAGAACGACCUGCUGACCUUUGCCAUUUGGGCCAACUACUUCACGGAUUUGCCCAGCACCCACAAUUUGGAUCAUAUGCAUCCGAAUUUCACUGUUCCCUUGACUUCCGGUUCGGCGGGAAUUUUAGUCUCCAGUUUUGUAUGGCUCAUAAGCGGCCUUUUCCUUAUACUAUAGAUUUAAUACUUUCUUUUUUAAACAAAAGUAUAGCUUUAUUAAUUUAGCAGCUACAAAUUGUUUAAAUCUCCAGUUAAUUCUGUGACUUGUAUUUGUGCUCACAUUAUAGAUUAAAUACUUAUUUUUUCAACCAACAA